GGAACUUUCGAGAUGGAGGUUUGCGGUUCUGAUACACCAGAAGUAGACUUGUACAAAGGAUAUUGGCGAUGCCAGAAAGACCCGAAACAUGACGGAUUCAUCCAGAUCUCUAAGUUCAGCAAAGCACAUCUCCCGGGACCCUUCCAAGACGACGAAGACAUAUUCCGAACCAUUGAGCCCCAAGCUUUUCUCACAGUGAGGUUGAGGGUUUAUUACAUCAGCACAGAACGACCAAAACUCUUCCCAGGGAGCUCCAAACCGUAUCCAUUUGCGAACUCUGCAGGAAAGAAAGUUUCGCGGGUGGGCACUGGACGGGUGGACUCGGUGUAUAUUCCAUCUGAACGAUGGGCGAGAAGAGGGAGCCGAGAGAGGGGCAAGACUGAUGCAAAAGGUUCAAACAGCGAUGUAAGCUUACUCAACUACGAUGGACCUUGUCCAUGUCACGUGUGCAGAAAUUCCACCAAUCCGGCACAGAUAUGGGGGAAAGUAACAAUUGUGACGUCAACACACGUUCUAUUCGACCAAUCAGAAGUGAAGCAUUCUGGAGUAGCUCUCUUCUACGAUGAGGACACAACCCGGGCAGACCAAGUAGUCACUCUAAGUGGACAUUCAGUCGGCUAUAAAAGUAAGUACAAAGACAUGUGCGUUCUAUAUUGCCCAACUCACGACCUUGACCUUCUUAAGAAAUUGAACGACGCUCUCCUCAUGUACCCCGGUUACGUCAACAGGAUUACCCAAAAGCACGCUAGGACGGAAUCUUCUUUGGCUUUUGUGACCUCUCACCCUCACGGCUGCAGCAAGAAAGUGUCCAUAGGGGCAUGGACGGACAAGGAGGAGCAGGGCGAUAACGAGACGCUCGAACGGAUCAGAUAUACCUACACAGCUUCUACGUGUCACGGGAGUAGCGGGGCGCCUGUGUGUUUAGUCGGGGGGUGGCCUGCAGAGUCGCAGGCCGCAUGGUGGGCACUCUACCCUCUGGCAACCCACAGUGAUGGUUUCAGGAAAGACUGUAAUAAAAGCGGAAAUGCUUAUCGUGUGCCAUUUAUGUAAUACCCGGUGCCAAUUGGCAAGAUCUGUUCGGUUCGGUUUGGUAUGGUCGUCGGGGCUAGCCAGAUUUUCCUCAUGGGUAGUUAGUGGGUGCU
Molecule: messenger RNA, 1142 nt
Organism: Aplysia californica (California sea hare)
Lineage: Eukaryota; Metazoa; Mollusca; Gastropoda; Aplysiida; Aplysiidae
Source: RefSeq, a predicted model, not a curated record